CCCACUGAAUCAUCUGAAUCUCCCGAGUCCUCUGAGCCGAGUGAAUCUCCCGAGUCCUCUGAGCCGAGUGAAUCUCCCGAGUCCUCUGAGCCGAGUGAAUCUCCCGAGUCCUCUGAGCCGAGUGAAUCUCCCGAGUCCUCUGAGCCGAGUGAAUCUCCCGAGUCCUCCGAGCCGAGUGAAUCUCCCGAGUCCUCCGAGCCGAGUGAAUCUCCCGAGUCCUCCGAGCCGAGUGAAUCUCCCGAGUCCUCCGAGCCGAGUGAGUCUCCCGAGUCCUCUGAGUUCCCCGAGUCCCCUGAAUCUUCUGAGUCCCCCGAGCCGAGUGAGUCUUCUGAUUCCCCUGAGCCGAGUGAGUCUUCUGAUUCCCCUGAGCCAAGUGAGUCAUAUGAUUCCCCUGAGCCGAGUGAGUCAUCUGAUUCCCCUGAGCCGAGUGGGUCAUCUGUGCCGAGUGGGUCAUCUGUGCCGAGUGGGUCAUCUGUGCCGAGUGGGUCAUCUGUGCCGAGUGAGUCCCGUGUGCCUCUUUGGUCAGCUAGUGUGGCCACCCCGAAGCUCCAGAGACUUUCUAUUGUCACCAGAACUAUGGCCAGUACAGAACUCUCUGCCUAUCCCACGAUGGCUGUCCCCAAGCUCCUUGCCCUCACUGCCUGGUCCAUGAUGACAAUAUGUGAACUCACUGCCCUGUCUAACCAGGCCCAGAGGGCCUCUCUCUGUUGUUCCUCUCUACCCAGGUUCCUGGUACCACCAGCACCACCCUGGUAUCCAGUCCCCCUCUGUGCUCUGCCGGCUCCGCCCUGGGUUCCUGCUCUGCCAGCUCCGCCCUGGGUUCCUGCUCUGCCGGCUCCGCCCUGGUUGCCAGGUCUGCCGGCUCCUCCCUGGUCCCAGUCUCCGCCCGUGACUCCGCCUAGGUCCCUGUCUUCGCCCGGGGCUCCGCCCUGGCUCCAGCCUCCGCCCUGGCUCCAGCCUCCGCCCACCUGGACUUUAUUGUGGACUCUCUGGGAGCGUCUGGAAGCCGCUCUUAGGGGGGGCUAUGUAAUGAACUCUGUCUGUGUACCCUGUCUUGUACUCUUAUUUUGAAGUCAUGUCUGUGUCAUCCAUGUCUGUAGUUCUUUGUAGUUCUUUUGUUCAUUGGUCGUGUGAUGAUUGUUCCCCAGGUGUGUCUUGUUUUCCCUGAUUACUCUGUGUAUUUAAGCCUAGUGUUUCCAGUGUCUGAUGUCGAUCGUUACUUGAUGUUAUGGUGUUUCAUGUUCCGUGUUCUUGGUUCCUUGUGGGACUUC
This is a messenger RNA of Misgurnus anguillicaudatus (oriental weatherfish), 1271 nucleotides long. RefSeq lists its product as uncharacterized. Lineage: Eukaryota; Metazoa; Chordata; Actinopteri; Cypriniformes; Cobitidae. The record is from RefSeq and is a predicted model, not a curated record.